AUGGCCGACGUGCUGGAGAGCGGCGGCGGCGGGUCCGGAGAUGUGAGAGUGGCCAGCGUGGAUUGGCAGAAACGCUGCAUCGCUCUGGAGAUGCAGCUGCUGAGGUUCCGGCUCCAGGCCGGGAAAAUCCGAGAGCUGCUGGCAGAGAAAAUGCAGGAGCUGGAGCAGAGAGUGACCGAGGCGGACCAGCGGGCUGAGAGUGCUGAGAAACAGAUCCACGUCAUGGAAGAAAAGCUGAAGUCUGCAAACAUACAAACCAGCGAAACGGAGAGCUCGCUGUACAGAAGGUAUCAAGAGCUGACCAAUCGGGUUCAAGAAAAAGAUGCUGUGAUAAAGAGAUUAGAGGUGCAGCUGGACAAACAGAUCUUAGUCAGAGCCCAGGAGGCAAAAAUCAUUGAGGAGAAGGCAGCCAAGAUUAAAGACUGGGUCACCUUUAAGCUUAAAGAGAUGGAGCAAGAGAACCAGCAGCUGAAAAUGGCCAACCUGAAGCAGACAGAACAGAUAAUGUUGCUGCAGGACAAACUACAAGCUCUCUUAGAGAAACCUUCGUCCUCUGGAUCUCCUGCCACCUCCCCUGUAAUGGAUACACACCUGGUGCCCAGCAGUCCGCUGUUUCCUCCCAGCUGCCCCGGCACUCCACCUGCCCAAGAUGACAGCUGGAGACAGGCAGGUCCCAGAGGGCCCGCCUCUAAUACCAAGACCUCGCAGACAGAUGUGAAAAGGACUCCUGAACUGUCCAGUAAGGGAAUUUGUCUCGGUGACCUUGGGGGUCCCAGCAGCCCUGUUUCCAUAAGUGGACCAGAGCUCCCAGUGGGCCCAGAUGGUCAGUCAGGGUGCUCUGACAGAGACAACUCCUCCGAUGAGCUCAGCAGCAAGUUCCGCUCUCAGUGCCUUCACUCGUCCUCUUCCUCUUCUUCCUCAUCCUCCGCUUACGAGAUGGCCCAUGGGCCGAGCUCCUUGGAGUCGUCCCUGAGGAUAACGCCCAAAAGCCCUCUCCUGUCGCGUUCCCCCUCCACCAACAACCCCUUCCCCAACCCUCCGGUCCACCAGUCGGGCGCCAGCAUGACGCUCCCCAAAGUACGGACUCCGCUCACCCCCAGAGACAGCAUCCAGCUGGUCAAGAAGCAUUACAGCCAGCCGCAGCCCAGCCUGGACCGACUGCACCACCUCAACGUUAACAUAGACAUCAUGAGCCCUUCCUCCACUUCCUCCACCCUCAAGAGCACAGGCGGCGCCACCUCGCCCUUCUCGCAGGUCGUGGAAGAAACAGACAUCGACGAUGGGCUUCCCGACAGCAUGGACGGCGUGGUGGAGGGGUCGGGGUCGGAGGAGCCGUGUAGGAAUGGAGUCUCCUUUGUGGGACUCCCAGAAGAACAGGAGCAGCUGGAUCCACCACCAACGCCCCCAUUACACCGCUUCCCUUCAUGGGAGAGUCGGAUCUAUGCUGUGGCAAAGUCAGGAAUGAGAGUAUCAGAGGCCGGCCCUGGAGCCAGGGGCCCCGGACGAGGGUCCAAUUUACCCCAAUACCCAGCGGCAGGUCCGUUCACCCAGCUGAUCUAUAAGAAUAUCAAUGUACCAGUCUAUACAACACUGAAAGGGAAAGCCACUCAGAUCAGCAGUGUUCCUCUUCCUGAUGACGACUCUGGGUCUGAGGACGACAGCGGCUCUCUGGCCAGUUUACGGACCUCCAUCCUGUUCCCGGACAAGAAGGGCAGCGUCCCGGGGAGCCCGCGGGCCGUCAAGAGAGGUGUGUCCAUGUCCUCCAUCAGCUCAGAGAGUGAUUAUGCCAUUCCUCCUGACGCCUACUCCCUGGACAGCGACUACUCCGAACCGGAACAUAAAGUCCAGCGAACCUCCUCCUAUUCCUGUGAGAGCGUCGGGCCUGAGAUGCUGGAGAAGUCCGGGUACCUGCUGAAGAUGGGCAGUCAGGUGAAAGCCUGGAAACGCCGCUGGUUCAUCCUGAGGAAUGGAGAGAUCCUCUACUACAAAUCUCCUAGUGACGUGAUCAGGAAACCCCAGGGUCAGAUUGAGCUGAACUCGUCCUGCCGUAUAGUUCGUGGAGAGGGAGCGCAGACAUUUCAACUGAUUACAGAGAAGAAGACCUUCUAUCUGACCGCCGACUCACCCAACAUCCUGGAGGAGUGGAUCAGGGUUCUGCAGAACAUACUCAAAGUCCAGGCCAGCAGCCCGGUUACAGUGGAGACCGCCGCCAAGCCCACCGUGAGGGGUUGGCUUACAAAGGUCAAACAUGGACACUCUAAGCUGGUGUGGUGUUCCCUGGUUGGAAAAGUCUUCUACUACUAUCGUAAUCAGGAAGACAAGUUGGCUCUGGGUCAGCUGCAGAUGCGGGAGGCCUCGGUACAGGAAGUGGAUCGCUCCUGUGAUUCAGAUGAGGACUACGAGGCAGGCAGUCGAGGCUUCCUCUCCUCACACUGCACCUUGGUGGUCCAACCAAGAGAGCAGAGUCCUACUUACAUGCUCAUUGGCACCAAGCAGGAGAAGGAUACGUGGCUGUAUCACCUGACUGUGGCAGCGGGCAGCUGUGCGAACUUCAAAGUGGGCACAGAGUACGAGCAGCUCAUUGGUAAACUCCUCGACACAGAGGGAGACCCAGAAUCUGCCUUGUGGAGGAGCGAGGCCUUGAGCUUCUGUAAGGAGGGUCUGCGUUCUCCUCUCACUACUCUGCCCUCUGAAGCUCUGCAGACAGAAGCUCUCAAGCUUUUCAAGUCCUGUCAGCUCUUCAUCAACGUGCUGGCCGAGUCUCCGUCUGUCGACUACCACACCUCGCUGGCCCAGAGUGCAUUGCAAGUGUGCCUGACCCACCCGGAGCUGCAGAACGAGGUGUACUGUCAGCUGAUCAAGCAGACCAACCGCCGGACGCCACACAACUACUCCCUCACACAGUGCUGGCAGCUGUUGUCUCUGUGCGUGGCUCUGUUCCUUCCUCAACAACAUUUCCUUUGGUACCUGAAACAGUACCUGCAACGCAACGCUGACCCGAGGAGUGAGGUGGGGAAGUAUGCCGUGUACUGUCAGAGGUCCGUGGAGCGAACGCUGCAGAACGGAGAGCGGGAGGCCAAACCUUCCCGUAUGGAGAUCGUCUCCAUCCUGCUGAGGAACCCCUACCACCACUCACUGCCGUUCAGCAUCCCAGUCCACUUCAUGAACAACACCUACCAGGUGGUGGGUUUUGACGGCUCCACCACAGUGGAAGAGUUCCUCAAUACGCUGAAUCAGAGGAUCGUCGUGAGGAAGCCUCAGCUGUCUGGGUUUGCACUCUUCACUGAUGAUCCGUCUGGGAAAGACCUGGAGCACUGCCUGCAGCCGUCUGCCAAGAUCUGUGAUGUCAUUUCCAAGUGGGAGCAGGCCCUAAAGGAGCUGCAUCCUGGGAAAAAUGAGGGGACACGGAUAGUGCGUCUGACAUACAAAAGCAGGUUGUGUUUCAGAUCUCAGGUGAAAGGAGAGACGGACCGAGAGCGCCUCCUGCUGGCGUACCAGCUGAAUGAUGAAGUUCAGCAAGGCCACUUCCCUGUGAACAAAGAGCUGGCUCUGGAGGUGGCCGCCCUUUUGGCCCAGGUUGAACAUGGUGACUUGGAGAGACCAGCGGCCUCCUCUCCUGCUGGCUCUCCUCAGCCUAAAUCUCAGCUGAUUCUCCUGCAGGCCUUAGAGCGCUUCUACCCCAAACGCUACAAACAGGACUGCAGCUCAGAGCAGCUCAGAGAUCUUACUGAGCGUCUGGCCACUAAGUGGUCUAUGCUACGUGGGUGCAGUGCACCCGAGUGUGUGAGAAUAUACCUAACUGUGGCUCGCAAAUGGCCCCUAUAUGGAGCCAAACUCUUCAGUGCAAAGCCGCUGCCCCCCUCUCCUGUUGAGCAGAGCCAGGUGUGGCUGGCAGUCAAUGAAGAUGGAUUGUGUGUGCUGGACUAUACAAUGCACACGCUGGUCACCCUCUCCUACCAGUCUGUGAUUACCUUCGGUGGCUGCCGUGACGAUUUUAUGGUGGUGACAAGCCAGCAGAGGGAGCCUGGAGUCGGGAAGAAGAGCGUGGAGAAGCUGGUCUUUGUGAUGUCUAAACCAAAGAUUCUGGAGCUGACUCUGCUCAUGGCCAGCUACAUCAACCACUGGAACCCCAGCCUCCCGUCGGCCUCGCCGCAGCCCCUCGGACACUGGGACGUAGACAGCAAACACUUCCCCGCCAUGAACUACACCACCAAGGGCCCCACACUACUGUGAACUGUGCAAGAAACACCACCGUUUAACGGCAGGGAGGCCUGAUGACAGACGUCACCUUCAGUCCGCUUUCAUAUGGAGUGCGUUGGGUUGCAUGUCCGGGUUUUACAUUUUUUACGCAACAUGUACAAGGAGAUUCUUUUUUCUUUUUUCUUUUUUUAUGAAGAUUUAGAUUUAGAAAUGUCAGGAUAAGUCUUGUUAGACUAUUUAUUUCUACAACAAAAGAGUGUUUCAACUCUGCGCUAUUUAGAUUCAAGGUUUGAAUUCCUUGUUGGAAUUAUCUUUUGAAAUACAGAAGUGGUCUGAGGACACUUUUACUACCUGCAGUGGGAUCCUUUUAGUCGCCGGCCGCUGCUCAGAUGUUUGCCUACAUUCUAACAUUCAUGUUUUCCAGUUUUUCAGACCUCUUUUCUGUCAUAAUCCUUCUGAGAGCUAGUUUGACUGGAAUACAUUGUUGUGUGUCGCUGUCUUUUUUUACCAUGAUUGAUCACUCGUACUUUACAAUGAACCAGCGUUUAAAUUCCUUCACCAGGUACUGUAAAGUACAAAGGGACUGGUAUGUCAUGUGAUACUUUUUAAGCAUCUUAAUUUGAUAUAAUCUAAUAUUACCCUCAUUUAGAGCUGCAAUGAACAAUUAUUUUCUUUAUAGAUCAAUCUGAUGAUCAUUUUCUCAAGUUAUUGAUGAAUUACUAGGUCCAUAAAUAAUAAAUAAAGAAUUUGUAUAAAUAAGUCCAAAACCCCAAAAUAUUAAAUAUAGUGUGAGGAACUUUUUAACUGGUUAUGAAACUGUCUCAAUUUAAUACUGAUGCCUCUAUAUCACGAGAAAACUGGAAUCUGUUCAUCGGAAACACUACCACUUUUGUCCACAAGGAGCGCCAAAAUCCACGCUAAAUGAAAGUUCCUUGUGGCAGCUUUAAGUUUAAUAUCAUAGAAGCUUUUAAAAAGAGAGCAAAUAUUAGCAUUUGAGCAGCUGGAACCACUAAAUUGUUCUUAAAAAGUGACUUAAAUGUUGAGUCGAUUAUUAAAAAAGAUGCAGAAUAAUUUUCUGUCUGUGAACUUAUCAAUUAACCAACUAAUCUUUUCAACUCUACCCUGAUAAAAUUUGGUUUUCCUUAUAAAAAAAAAGGGUGCAGGAAAGUUUUAACCCCCAUAGAAAUUUAAGUCAUUUUUGUAAUCUUUUCUAUUGUUUUUUAAAGAUAUUAAUAUUUAGAGCAGGCCAAAUAAAAGUGAAGUAUGUGAUCUGCUAUCGAUGUGAUGUUACUGAGGUACACAAUAACACAAUGUGGUAUGAAAGGUGUAUAACAGUGAUUUAUUUUAUGUUUAAUGCUUCUGUGAAAGUUAAGCAGUGCAACGUGUUCCUGUGUUCAUUUGGCUGAUGGUCAUCUAACAACAUAUUAGACAUACAGCGUUUCAUAAUCAGGUCAUUCAGUGUUUUAAUAAUCAACAAACAAAAGGAGAGAGGACAAAUUCAAUGAAAAAGACUUGAACUGUUUUGGAUCAAACCACUGUCUCGCUUGUGUCCGUAUUAGUUAUUUAUUUUUACUCCCUAAAUUUUUCUGCUUUAGCUUAAGAAGGUAAAGUUUUCCACAACUGUUAGGUUUUAUUGGAAAACUUACAGUUUCCUUUAUAUAGCAGAGUAAUUUAAGAGCAGAGUAUGUUUGUUUAUCUGUACUAGAAUGUGUUUGAAAGACGUCGUCUUUAUGUUUGUUUGUGUGAUAACAGAAUAAACGGUACA
Anoplopoma fimbria (sablefish) is the source of this 5965-nucleotide messenger RNA. It is a transcript of the gene plekhh1, whose product is annotated as pleckstrin homology domain containing, family H (with MyTH4 domain) member 1. The record is from RefSeq and is a predicted model, not a curated record. Lineage: Eukaryota; Metazoa; Chordata; Actinopteri; Perciformes; Anoplopomatidae. Bases 1 to 4233 code for a protein of 1410 amino acids. Gene Ontology annotation, cellular component: cytoskeleton. The transcript is spliced from 29 exons.